Lactuca sativa (garden lettuce) is the source of this 555-nucleotide messenger RNA. RefSeq lists its product as uncharacterized. The record is from RefSeq and is a predicted model, not a curated record. NCBI's taxonomy places the organism in Eukaryota, Viridiplantae, Streptophyta, Magnoliopsida, Asterales, Asteraceae.
AUGGAAAUGGAAAAAUUGUCCAAUAGCAUGGAAAGGGCAAUACACAAGUGGUCAUCACAGAUCACCUUCGUUGGUUCUAACAACAACGUCAACGUUCUUGAUCAGUCGCCAAUAUUUGACGAUCUUUUGAAUGGAAAAGCCCCAGAUGCUCCUUUCACAUAUUCCACAUUCGUGAAGGCAUUCCGCCACCCGGUUGAAGAACGAGACAAUUUUUUUAAGAGAAGACAAGAAGGAGCACGUAAGGAUGUGGAACGUGCUUUUGGAGUGCUGAAGGUGAAGUGGCAUAUAGUCGAACAUGCAGCACGACUAUUGGAUUUAGAAACUCUACGAUAUAUCAUGUAUGCAUGUAUCAUAAUGCAUAACAUGGUAGUAGAAGAUAAAGAGCGAAAUAUUGCACAUUAUAUCCCAACGGAGCCCAGACACGUUCAGUUUGAACCAGGAACAUCAAAUUAUUUGCAUCGCGUUGUUGACAUUCAUGAUACAAAUAAACACAAACAACUUCGAGAGAACUUGACAGAUUAUAUCUUCUAUGGUAACAAUAACGAUAACGAAUAA